Molecule: messenger RNA, 1155 nt
Organism: Danio aesculapii
Lineage: Eukaryota; Metazoa; Chordata; Actinopteri; Cypriniformes; Danionidae
Exons: 8
Coding region: 526-1056 (176 amino acids)
Source: RefSeq, a predicted model, not a curated record
UAUCUGAAAAACAAAUCAGCUGCGUUCGUAAAACUGUGCUUUUCUACGAUCCAGGAGGAGAUUUAAACAGUCACUCUUCAUGGACGGAUGGAGAAUUACAGAGAAGAGCAUCAAGCCUCAGCUGGUGGUGAAGAUUGUCGGUGGAAAACAUGUUAAAUAUUUUAUUGAUGCGUCCAAACGUCCCACAGGUCAUCUCGAAAUAUCCAGCAGCUCAGAAGUCAGAAACAAUUCCCCAAAUAAAGUCACAGAUGAAGAUCUGAGCAGAAAAUCACCUUCUUAUGACCUGAGACCAGCUGAGAGCAAAGAUAAUCUGUUAGAUGCUCUCAAACAGUUUCCACACAGACGGUGUGUGACGGCACCAUGUGGAGACCGAUCACAAUCAUACAUACAUCCAAAACCCACAACCAACCCGAGCUCCUCGAAACAACACAGUCCUCAUUUUACUGAGGAACAGACAGACGAUCCACAGCUUGGACUCCUCUCGUGUCUCUCAGAGGAACUUUGGAGCCAAACAAACUGGAGCUGAUGGAGCAGGAAAUGACAUCACUGGACCCAUCGGGAUCAGGACUCCUCCAUCAGUCAGACCUGAUGUUUCUGCUGCUGAGACUGAAGGUCCCGGUGAAGCUCAGCACACUGGCCUGUGUGUUCAGAAGAUCCAGUGACAACACUGAUCCGCUGCAGGUGCACUAUAAAGAACUGCUGAAGUUCAUCCAGAGAGCAGCACAAGAUGACAAACAGCCAAAUGCUGAGGCAGAGACCUGGAAUGCAUUGGGGGCAAAUACUGACCUGGAAUCAGUGAGUGUCUGGAGUGAGGAUGCAGAAACUGGAGAAACGUGGCUUCAGCGGUUCCAGAAGAUGGAGAUGGCUUUACGAAUGUGUGACACUAAAAACACAGGUUAUGUGGACAGAGAUCAAGCCAAACGUCUGAUACUGAACUACAGCCUCAUCUUUGAUCUGAAUCUGAGUCCUGUGAAGGUCAGCGAAGUCAUGCGUAGCACUCAGAGAGAGGGCAAGGUUCACCUCGCCUCAGCUCUGCAGCUGCUGAAGGAGCGAUGAACCUCUAUAACCUUUUCUGCAAUCUGUUCACAGAUGAAAAUAUUACAGUCAUCCUCAGUAAGCCCAUUGGGGGAUAUUAAAGUUGCCUUGAAAUGCAAA